GUGUUGUCUCGUUCAGAGCGGCUUUGUGAACCGGUUCAGCUAGUUCAUUAAAAAGAUCCGACUCCCAAAAAUGAUUCAUUGGCUAGUCGUGCAUCGCUCGUAGCAACCAAAACAAUUCCAUUUGACUUCCGCCCCGCUGUUUGUUGAAUCAGUCAGACACCAUGGCGCUCGGUGUCGGACUGAUGUCGGUUCUCCUCCUGAUCCUACCACUGCUCACGUAUGCCACAACACCAAGUUUCACCAUCGAUUACCAUCAAAACUGCUUCCUUAAAGAUGGAGAGCCGUUUCGCUACAUCUCCGGCAGCAUCCACUACAGCAGGAUUCCCAGAGUCUACUGGAAGGACAGGCUACUCAAGAUGUACAUGGCUGGUUUGAACGCCAUCCAGACAUAUGUGCCCUGGAACUUCCACGAGCCGGUGCCGGGACGGUAUGACUUCAGCGGAGAUCGGGAUCUAGAGCACUUCCUUCAGCUGUGCAAAGACAUCGGCCUGCUGGUCAUCAUGAGACCAGGCCCUUACAUCUGUGCAGAGUGGGAUAUGGGGGGUCUGCCUUCCUGGCUGUUGAAAAAGAAAAAUAUUGUGCUGCGAUCAUCUGAUCCAGAUUACCUUGCAGCAGUGGAUAAGUGGAUGGGGCAGUUGUUGCCCAUCGUAAACCGUAACCUAUACCAGAAGGGAGGACCCAUCAUUAUGGUGCAAGUAGAGAAUGAAUACGGGAGUUACUUUGCCUGUGAUUAUAAUUACAUGCGGCAUCUCAGGGAGCUGUUCCGCUCUCAGCUGGGAGAAGAGGUGGUGCUGUUCACCACAGAUGGAGCAGGUGUGGGUUAUCUCAAGUGCGGGUCCCUCCAGGGCAUCUAUGCCACUGUUGACUUCGGCCCAGGUUCAAAUGUGACUGCUGCUUUUAAAGCACAGAGACAUGCAGAGCCACAUGGGCCUUUGGUGAACUCUGAGUUCUACACAGGCUGGCUGGAUCACUGGGGCAGCAAACAUGCCGUCAUUUCUACAGCUGCUGUGGUCAAGAGCCUCAAUGAAAUUCUGGAAAUUGGAGCCAAUGUCAACUUAUAUAUGUUCAUCGGUGGAACUAACUUUGGCUAUUGGAAUGGCGCCAACUCUCCUUAUGGUUCUCAACCAACCAGCUAUGACUAUGAUGCUCCACUCACGGAAGCUGGAGACCUCACAGAAAAGUAUUUCGCCAUAAGAGAAGUUAUCAAAAUGUACAAAGAGAUCCCACAAGGACUGCUCCCUCCAUCAACACCUAAAUUUGCUUACGGAAAAGUGAAAAUGAAGAAGCUCAAGGCCGUGUCAGAGUCUUUAGAUAUAUUAUCUUUCUCUGGUCCUGUAAAAGCUCUUUACCCACCAACAUUUACUGAAAUGAAUCAGGCCUUUGGCUUUAUGCUGUAUCAGACUGUGUUACCUGUCAACUGUUUGAAGCCCACCCCACUGUCGUCCCCGCUAAAUGGAGUCCAUGAUCGGGCAUAUAUAUCCAUUGAUGGUAUUGCUGCUGGUAUUUUGGAGAGGAACAAGGCACUCACCCUCAAUAUAACGGGGAAAGCUGGCAGCCGUGUGGACAUCCUAGUGGAAAAUAUGGGCAGAAUCAACUACGGCAAAGAAAUUAAUGACUUCAAGGGUCUGGUGUUUAAUCUGACUCUGGGUGCUGAUGUUCUGGGUAACUGGACGGUGUACUCUCUGAGUAUAGAUGAAGCCGUGCGCAAGGGGCUGUUAUCGGCAUCAAACGGAUUCAUCUCCACCUCCAACAGCUUCACCACCUCUUCUCCUCCUCCUCUUUCACCUCCAACCUUCUACGCUGGCAGCUUCAUCAUCCCUGAUGGCAUUCCUGACCUCCCUCAGGACACAUACAUCCAGUUUCCCAACUGGAGGAAGGGUCAAGUGUGGAUUAACGGUUUUAACGUGGGCCGCUACUGGCCAUCCCGUGGGCCACAGGUGACCCUCUUUGUCCCAGCCAACCUGCUCAGCACCUCCGUCCAAAACAACAUAACUGUUCUGGAGUUAGAGGCGUCGCCUUGUUCCUCAGGUUCCUGCACGGUGGAGUUCACUGAUACUCCUGUCAUAAACAGCACUGUGAAGACAACCGGACACUUCAAGAGAAGUUCAACAGACAAGACCCUCUGGAGCAGAACGAUCUUAGAUUAAAACAUUCGCAGCAACACGUAUUUCACUGAUUUGAAAGGAAUCUGAAGGAUGAAAUGGGAAUUUGUAAAGGAUAUGACAGUACUGUAUGGAAUAUGCGAUAACUGUGAAUGUACAGUAGUAUCUCGCAUGUGUACAGUAACGUACAGUAAUUCUCAGGUAUCAGUGCUGCUCAGAAAAUGAGCUGUGAUCUUAAUUUUAACGCAUUAGAUGCCUUUUAAGAUGAUGUUAAUAUUGAUUUUAUACUGCCAAUUUGAAGUCCUCCUAGUAUUUGCACUUUUAAUUGUUUUAAUAAUACUAGAAAUCUUAGUUUUUAUUUUGACAGGCAUGCUAUGUUGUUAAGACAAGUGCCUUUUUUUUUUUCUUUUUUGCAAAUUAGUGACUUUUUUUGCACCACAUGCUUUGUGAUAUAUCACUAUGAAAAAAAUGUUGAAUGUUUUUCUAUCUGUGUACUGUUAAAGCAGAAAAAAAAAUCUGUGGUUGUGUGUAAAAUAAACUGCAUUAUUUUAUACAGCC
Molecule: messenger RNA, 2660 nt
Organism: Carassius gibelio (silver crucian carp)
Lineage: Eukaryota; Metazoa; Chordata; Actinopteri; Cypriniformes; Cyprinidae
Gene: glb1
Product: galactosidase, beta 1
Exons: 16
Coding region: 162-2147 (661 amino acids)
Biological process (GO): carbohydrate metabolic process
Cellular component (GO): vacuole
Molecular function (GO): beta-galactosidase activity
Source: RefSeq, a predicted model, not a curated record